AUGGACAACUCAAAGAACCCUCAUGUCAUCGUCAUCGGCGCAGGUAUCGUCGGUGCUUCUAUCGCAUGGCAUUUGGCCAAGCACACAAAGGUGACCAUCAUCGCCGAAGACAUCGGCGGCCCUGCCAGUUCAGCUUCCUUUGCCUGGCUCAACGCCAGUUCGGCCAGUGACAAAUCUUAUUACGAAUUCCGUGUCCGGUCGCUGAAGAGAUGGAAAGCAAUGAAACAUGAACUGCCUGGUCUGCCCAUCACCUGGAAUGGAUCAGUCAAUUGGCACAAACCUGCAGAGACUUUGAUUAAAAAACAUAACAGCUUGGAAAGUUGGGGUUAUGGUGUAAAGCGCAUGUCAGUAGAUGAUAUACAGUCUCAAGAGCCAGGGAUUGGGUCUGCAAGUCUUCCUGAAUGGGGCCUUUGCUAUACUGAGGAGGGAGCAAUCGAAGCACACUUGGCUGCCCGACAGAUGGUAGCCGACGCAGAAGCGAAAACCAGUACCAAGAUCAUCAAAGGCACCGCGAAGACCUUUCUCAAAAGCCAUGGCCAAGUUACUGGGGUGGUAUUGACCUCCGGAGAAGAGGUGCAUGGCGAUCAUGUCGUUAUCGCAGCUGGUUUAGGCAGCGUGCCUCUUCUCGCGACCGAAAAUAUCAACCUACCAGUUCACUCUGUACCAGCCUUGAUCGUCAACUCAAAGCCUGUACAAGACCAGCUUCUUCAUAGUCUCAUUAACUCGAAGUAUCUCUACAUGCGUCAAACCAAGGACGGCGUUAUCAGAGCGGGUUGCGAGAACCCGGGUGACGACCCAGGCGAUGAUCCUAAGCAAACUGCACGAGAGGUGUUUAAGGAGCUACAGAAAACUCUGAUCGGAGGCGAAAAGCUUGAGUUCGAUCAUUUUACAGUUGGCAAUAAACCUACACCAGAAGAUGGAAUGCCGAUUAUAGGACCGACGGGCCUUGAUAAUGUCAGUGUGGCAGUCAUGCACUCUGGUGUCACAAAUGCAGCUAUCGUUGGGGAAUUAGUGAGCAAGCAGAUUCUGACCAGAGAGACAGAUCCAGCUCUUGUUCAGUUCCGCCUUGAUCGGUUCACUACUUGA
Fusarium venenatum is the source of this 1086-nucleotide messenger RNA. Its product is annotated as FAD dependent oxidoreductase. NCBI's taxonomy places the organism in Eukaryota, Fungi, Ascomycota, Sordariomycetes, Hypocreales, Nectriaceae. The record is from RefSeq and is a predicted model, not a curated record. Gene Ontology annotation, molecular function: oxidoreductase activity. Gene Ontology annotation, cellular component: cytoplasm.